UGUAGUAGUGAGAAGGUUUGACUCACUUAUGUGACUUAACUUUUGCCACUUUUGGUUAUCAAUGUGAAUAUUAUUUUACGCAAAGACAGUACUAGUAUUCGAAUGCUUGUCAAUGUAUGUAAAAGAUUUAAUUUGCACAAGAACUGUUACUAAGUUGGCUGAACACUACAGAGGAGAAAAUGCAGCAACCUGGGAUGGCAUCUAGUGAGCGAUGUUGCUCUGGCUUACACAGCUCUGAAAGAAGGCAGCCAGAAAGAAAUCUGUACCCAGUCCCAGUCUACAGAGUUCCAUAUUAUUACCCUUACCAAGCAUUACAGAUCCCUUGGGCAGGUUCAUACCUUGUACCCUAUGGGUACUUAAUGGAACAACAGCCUUUGCCCAGGGAUCGGGAUCUAUCUGGACAUGAUCCAAAUCUGCAGCCAAUGAAUGGAGCAAGAUAUGUCAUGCCCUUUAUACCAGAGCAACACUUUAUGAAUGGUGCAAGAUAUGCCCCUGGACAUUUUCCAGAGCUGCAGUCAAUGGACGGAGGGAGAUAUUCCCCUGGAGUUGAGUACCAGCAGUCAACCAGAGGCAGACAUUUUCCUGAUCUCGCGUCUGUGUCUCAGCAGCCAGCCAGGAGCAGACAUCUACAUCAACAGCAGGGCUCGGCCACAGACAGCUAUCCCUAUGAACUUUUCCCAGAACCACAAUCGUCCCAAAAACGCAAACGUAAAUCUGGAUUGCAAGACAUUCAAGACAUGAAAAUUGGCUUUUGGAAUCCAGAGGAAAACAACGAAGCAAAGUGUACAAAAACAGAAAAAAAGAAGAGCCAUAAAAAUUCAACACUUGUAAUGGACAAACAGAGAGAAAAAAACAUCAGAACCCUCUUAAGUAACCUACAUAGAAACGAUGAGGACUCACCUGACAUGACUGCAACAAAUGUACAAAAUUAUCCCUUAGAUACCAAGGAGAACAACAUGAUGAUACUCCACAACCAUCAAGAUGUAUUUGCAGAGAGAUUUCUUGAUACACCAGACACCAAAACUGAACAUCCUGAAAGCUUGGCAAUGCUUGUUGAUUUGACUUCAGACAACUUGAAAAAUAAAAGAAAAGAAAAGAAACUGAAAGUUGAAGUUACUCCAGAAAAGGAAGAGGAAGAAGUUAAAGAAAAAGAAGAGGAAGAAGUUAAGGAAGAGGAAAAGGAAAAAGAAUACAUUGAAGAAAAGGAAGAGGAAGAAUGUGAAGAAAAUAAAGAGGGAGAAGUUAAAGAAAAGGGUGUGGAAGAAGUUGAGAAAGAAGUACCGCUUGAAGAAAAGAAAGAGGAAGAAGAAGAAGUAAAGGAAAAGGAAGAAGAAGAAAAAGAAGUUGAAGAAAAGAAAAGGCGAGAAGUUGAAGAAAAGGAAGAGGAAGGAGUUAUAAACAAGGAAAAGGAAGAUGCUGAAACAAAGGAAGAGGAUGAAGUUAAAAACAGGGAAGAGGAAGAGGUUAAGAAAGAGGAAGAAGAUAAAGAAAUGGAAGAAGAAGAAGUUAAAGAAAAGAAAGUGGGAAAAAUUGAAGAAAAGAAAGAGGAAGUUAAAGAAAAGGAAAUUGAAGAGGUUAAAGAUGAGGAAGAAGUUAAAGAACAGGAAGAGGAAGAAGUUGAAGAAAAGAAAGAGGAAGAAGUUAAAGAAAAGGAAGAGAAAGAAAUUGAAGAAAAAGAAGUUAAAGAAAAUGAGGAAGAAGUUAAAGAAAAGGAAGAGGAAGAAAUUGAAGAAAACAAAGAGGAAGAAGUUAAAGAAAAAGAAGUUGAAGAGGUUAAAGACAAGGAAGAAGUUAAAGUAAAGGAAAUUAAAGAAGAGGAAGAAGUUAAAGAAAUAGAAGUUAAAGAAAAGGAAGAGAAUGAAAUUGAAGAAAUAGAAAAAUAG
This is a messenger RNA of Biomphalaria glabrata, 1883 nucleotides long. RefSeq lists its product as uncharacterized. Lineage: Eukaryota; Metazoa; Mollusca; Gastropoda; Planorbidae. The transcript is spliced from 10 exons. The record is from RefSeq and is a predicted model, not a curated record. The coding region runs from base 180 to 1883 and encodes 567 amino acids.